AUGCAUAAAGACCCGCCAUCAAUCUCCAUCUCCAUCUCGCCUCCGAAUCUGAUCCACCCCGGCCGCAUGCUUACCUACGCCUCUCCGCCCCGCGCGGAGAGUGAGAGCCCACUCGUCAGCUCCGCGCCAGUCAAAUUCGGCCGGUGUGCAUCGAAUUCGCCGUGGGGCAUCCCACCCGGCGAAAUCAAGAAAUCAAGAUCAGAAGCCCGUGUAGGAUGGGUGCGGGCGGGGCGGGAUUUAGCGUCGCACGUCGUGCGCUGGUGCUCUCGUUUGAGGUGCGGGUUGGGUGCGUGCGGACAGGUGGAUCUUGCGGGCCGAGGCUAA
Molecule: messenger RNA, 324 nt
Organism: Sparassis crispa
Lineage: Eukaryota; Fungi; Basidiomycota; Agaricomycetes; Polyporales; Sparassidaceae
Exons: 2
Coding region: 1-324 (107 amino acids)
Source: RefSeq, a predicted model, not a curated record